AGGAGUCGACAACGGGCUCCUUCUUUCCCUCACGAUGAUCCAACUAAAGACCAUGGUCAACGUAAUCGACAACUCCGGCGCCGCCAUAGCCGAAUGCGUCAAAGUCCUCAAAAUGAAACGCCACGCACGAAUCGGCGACAGAAUAAUAGUAGUCGUCCAAAAACAACGAAACUUCGGUCCCGAGUCCGGCGGCGGCGGCUCCGUCUCCGUCAGCGCCGCCAACAAAGUUCGCCGCGGCGACAUCCGACACGCCGUCGUCGUGCGGACGAAGAAAAAGUACCAGCGAGCGGACGGAAGUGUCGUCGGGUUCGAGGAUAAUGCGUGCGUGUUGAUUAACAAGGGAGGGGAACCGAUUGGGUCGAGAUUGAAUGGGAUUGUGGGCCAGGAGUUGAGGAAUAUGAGGUGGAGUAAGAUUUUGAGUUUGGCGCCGAUGCAUUUGUGAGAGGAGGAUAGAGGGAGCAUGAGG
Zymoseptoria tritici IPO323 is the source of this 466-nucleotide messenger RNA. Its product is annotated as 54S ribosomal protein L38, mitochondrial. The coding region runs from base 35 to 442 and encodes 135 amino acids. Gene Ontology annotation, cellular component: ribosome; mitochondrial large ribosomal subunit. Lineage: Eukaryota; Fungi; Ascomycota; Dothideomycetes; Mycosphaerellales; Mycosphaerellaceae. The transcript is spliced from 3 exons. Gene Ontology annotation, molecular function: structural constituent of ribosome; large ribosomal subunit rRNA binding. Gene Ontology annotation, biological process: translation. The record is from RefSeq and is a predicted model, not a curated record.